AGAGACAAGUACCGCUACUUUGCCUGCCUCCUGAGAGAACGAUUCGAUAAGAACAAGGAUGUGAAGGAUAUGGUGAAAGCUACAGAGCUGCUGAAGGCAGGCGAGGAGGAGUUCUGGGCAAACCAGCAUCCUCAGCCCUACAUCUUCCCUGACUCCCCGGGGGGCACUUCCUAUGAGAGGCAGGAGUGCUACAAGAUUCCUGAAUGGUGCUUGGAUUUCUGGCACCCUUCUGAGAAGGCGAUGUAUCCCGAUUACUUUGCCAAGCGAGAGCAGUGGAAGAAGCUGCAGCUGGAGAGCUGGGAGAAGGAGAUUAAGCAGUUGGAGGAAGAAACUCCAGCUGAUGGUCCAAAAACUGAAGCUUUGCCUCCAGCUCGCAAGGAAGGGCAUCUGCCACCACUGUGGUGGCAGUAUGUCACCAGGCCUCGUGAAAUUCCCAUGUAA
Molecule: messenger RNA, 441 nt
Organism: Mesitornis unicolor (brown roatelo)
Lineage: Eukaryota; Metazoa; Chordata; Aves; Mesitornithiformes; Mesitornithidae
Gene: NDUFB9
Product: NADH dehydrogenase (ubiquinone) 1 beta subcomplex, 9, 22kDa
Exons: 3
Coding region: 70-441 (123 amino acids)
Biological process (GO): mitochondrial electron transport, NADH to ubiquinone
Source: RefSeq, a predicted model, not a curated record